Molecule: messenger RNA, 1353 nt
Organism: Neurospora crassa OR74A
Lineage: Eukaryota; Fungi; Ascomycota; Sordariomycetes; Sordariales; Sordariaceae
Gene: gh7-4
Product: exoglucanase 1
Exons: 4
Coding region: 1-1353 (450 amino acids)
Biological process (GO): carbohydrate metabolic process
Molecular function (GO): hydrolase activity, hydrolyzing O-glycosyl compounds
Source: RefSeq, a predicted model, not a curated record
AUGAAGGCCUAUUUCGAAUACCUCGUUGCGGCUUUGCCCCUUCUCGGGCUCGCCACCGCUCAGCAAGUCGGCAAGCAGACGACGGAGACGCACCCCAAGCUGUCAUGGAAGAAGUGUACCGGCAAGGCCAACUGCAACACCGUCAACGCCGAGGUCGUCAUUGACUCCAACUGGCGCUGGCUUCAUGACUCCAGCGGCAAGAACUGUUACGACGGCAACAAGUGGACCAGUGCCUGCAGCAGCGCCACUGACUGCGCGUCCAAGUGCCAGCUUGAUGGAGCCAACUACGGAACUACCUACGGCGCUUCGACCAGUGGCGAUGCCCUCACCCUCAAGUUCGUCACCAAGCACGAAUACGGCACCAACAUCGGCUCGCGUUUUUACCUCAUGAAUGGCGCGUCCAAGUACCAGAUGUUCACGCUCAUGAACAACGAGUUUGCUUUCGAUGUUGACUUGUCCACUGUUGAGUGCGGCUUGAACGCUGCUCUGUACUUUGUGGCCAUGGAGGAAGACGGUGGUAUGGCUAGCUACUCUAGCAACAAGGCUGGUGCCAAGUAUGGUACUGGUUACUGCGAUGCCCAAUGCGCUCGUGACCUCAAGUUUGUCGGUGGCAAGGCCAACAUUGAAGGUUGGACUCCGUCCACGAACGAUGCCAACGCUGGUGUCGGACCUUAUGGUGGUUGCUGCGCUGAGAUUGACGUAUGGGAGUCCAACGCACACUCGUUCGCCUUCACGCCGCACGCGUGCAAGACCAACAAGUACCACGUCUGCGAGAGGGACAACUGCGGCGGUACCUACUCCGAGGAUCGCUUCGCCGGUCUCUGCGAUGCCAACGGGUGCGACUACAACCCGUACCGCAUGGGAAACACCGACUUCUACGGCAAGGGCAAGACCGUCGACACUAGCAAGAAGUUCACCGUCGUCUCCCGCUUCGAGGAAAACAAACUCACCCAAUUCUUUGUCCAAAACGGCCAAAAGAUCGAGAUCCCGGGGCCCAAAUGGGACGGCAUCCCCUCAGACAACGCCAACAUCACGCCCGAGUUCUGCAGCGCGCAGUUCCAGGCGUUCGGCGACCGCGACCGCUUCGCAGAGGUCGGCGGCUUCGCUCAGCUCAACAGCGCGCUGCGCAUGCCCAUGGUGCUCGUCAUGUCCAUCUGGGACGACCACUACGCCAACAUGCUUUGGCUGGAUUCUGUCUACCCGCCGGAGAAGGAGGGCCAGCCGGGUGCUGCGCGUGGGGAUUGUCCGCAGAGUUCGGGGGUGCCGGCGGAGGUGGAGAGUCAGUAUGCUAAUUCCAAGGUUGUUUAUUCGAACAUUCGGUUUGGGCCUGUGGGGUCUACUGUUAAUGUUUGA